This is a messenger RNA of Aureococcus anophagefferens, 1731 nucleotides long. RefSeq lists its product as hypothetical. Gene Ontology annotation, biological process: plasma membrane organization. The record is from RefSeq and is a predicted model, not a curated record. NCBI's taxonomy places the organism in Eukaryota, Pelagophyceae, Pelagomonadales, Pelagomonadaceae. The transcript has 2 exons. The annotation marks the transcript as partial.
AUGGCCGACAUCAGCGACCGCCUCGAGGUCAAGGUCGUGUCGGCCCGGUCGCUCAGCGAGGUCGAGGGCGGCGAGUGCAACCCCUUCGCCGUCGCGCGCUGCGGCUCCGAGUUCGGCCAGACGCUGGUCGCGAACCGGACGACGGACCCCGAGUGGCAGUCGUCGACGAUGAUCUUCGUCGACAUCGCGGAGAACGACGUGGACCACAUCGUGCUCAACGUCAUGCACAAGAACCUGAGCGCCCAGGCCGACGUGGACCUCGGCGCCGCCAUCGUCGACCUGCGGACCGCGAUCCUCUCGCCGGGCAUCGAGACCGACGAGUGGUACGCGCUCCAGCGGGCGCCGGGCAUGGACCAGCCCGCGACGGGCCGCUGCAUGGAUUUGCGGGUCUACGACGCGCGCGUCGGCCUCACGACGGGCCUCCAGUCGCCGUUGCUCGGCGCGACGUCCGUGGACCUGUCGACGAAAAUGUCCUGGAACGGCGAGGGCUACGUGCCGCCCCAGAUGGAGCUCUUCGAGGACUCGGACGCGAAGCGGCGCGCGGACGAGCGCGAGGAGGAGGAGCGCGCCAAGGCGGCCGCCGCGGACGCCGAGGACGAGGAGGAGGAGAACGACGGCGGCGCGGGCGCCGGGUCCGUGGGCAUCUCCUUCGGGGGCGGCGACGACGGCGACGCCAACGAGGAGGACGACGACCUCAACGACGGCGAGGACGUCGACCAGCACGAGUUGGAGAGGCGGGGCCUCGUCGAGGCCAAGGGCGCGGCGCCCGCGCCGACGCACGACCCGGGCACGGGCGCCUUCGACCCCAUGGCGCUGAGCGACCUGCCCAUGAUCUACGAGGAUCUGCUCUACGAGGAGGAGCAGGAGCGGCUGGCGCAGGAGCUCGCGGCGCAGGACGCGGCCGCGGACAACGAGAUCACGUUCCUCGACAUGGUCGAGGCGCGCCUCGCCAACGCGACGGACGUCAACGCCCUCGUCGACGGCGACGUCCACUACAAGAUGAGCGAGCUGCCCAUCGCCUUCCCGAACCAGUGGGCGGCCGCGGACUACAUCGCGGGCCGCGAGUGGUGGAUGGACGACCGCGGCGGCACAGAGCUCGAGAACUACCUCAAGACCAAGCCCUUCGAGACCUACCCCGUCUACCGCGGCAAGUACCACCCGAACCCGUCCAAGUCGACGCGGCGGCCCGUGGGCCUCUUCAAGGGCAUCAUCCGCGUGCUCGACAGCGACCCGGCGUUCGAGGAGGAGCCCUUCUUCCCCAUGAAGCUGCUGCGCGCGACGCCCUACACGGUGCGCGUCUACGUGAUCCGCGGCGUCAACCUCCAGCCCGCCGAGGGCGUGUCCGCGGACCCCUACCUCCGCGUGAAGCUCGGCAGCGAGGUCGACGACCGGUCGAAGACCCACCGGCCGCGGACGUUGAAGCCCGACUUCUACGAGACCUUCGAGUUCCGCACGGUGCUGCCCGGGCCGGCGACUUUGAAGGUCCAGGUCAAGGACUGGAACCGCUUCUACCCCAUCCACGAGCUCCUCGGCGAGACCAAAAUCGACCUCGAGGACCGGUGGUUCCACCGCGAGUGGCAGUCGCUGGACGAGAAGAAGGAGGGCACGACGAACCCGCUGAAGCCCAUCGAGGUGCGGGGCCUGCGCACGGACACGAACCCCGUCGCCCAGGGCCAGGUCCACAUGUGGCUGGAGAUCCGGCCCGAGCACGAGACGCGGCGCGAGCCGGCC